This is a messenger RNA of Scatophagus argus, 1978 nucleotides long. It is a transcript of the gene thumpd3, whose product is annotated as THUMP domain containing 3. The transcript is spliced from 10 exons. Gene Ontology annotation, biological process: tRNA methylation. The coding region runs from base 235 to 1683 and encodes 482 amino acids. The record is from RefSeq and is a predicted model, not a curated record. Lineage: Eukaryota; Metazoa; Chordata; Actinopteri; Scatophagidae. Gene Ontology annotation, molecular function: tRNA (guanine) methyltransferase activity; RNA binding.
GUCGUUCGGCUAAAUGGCGCUUUUAUGCUGAAGGAUUUUGUCCGGAAAUGUUGCUGUUGAGCGGAAAUAACAUGUUGUCGCCUCGUGUUUGACAGGGUGGUAUGACUGCAGUUAGCAAGAUAUACAUAGGCCUUUAAUCAGCACCUACAGUUCAAACGCUGUUACAUGUGAACUACUGAGCUUGGUGACACAUAUCAUCCAGUUUUACCGCUGUGUCUAGUACACACGUAUAGUAUGUCCUCCGUGGAUAGUGGGCCUGCAGAGCACGGCCCUGACACUGAGAGUGAUGUCCCCACUGGAGACAUCAUCACCGUCACCAUUGGAGCCACCGUGCCCACGGGCUUCGAGCACACUGCUGCAGAGGAGGUCAAGGAGAAGAUCGGAGUCGAUGCUCGUAUCAGCAAGGAUCGCGGGCGUAUAUACUUUCCAAUAACCACUGACAAGCUUUUUCAGGUUCAUCUUCUGAGGUCUGUGGACAACCUGUUUGUUGUGAUUGAGGAAUAUGAUCAUUACCAGUUCAAAGAAUCAAAGGAGGAGACACUGAUGGAGUUCCAGCAGCUUGCCUCUAGACUUCCCUGGACUAAUGCCUUAGAGGUUUGGAAACUGAAUCGCACCCUAAAAAAGAAGAAAGGCUAUCGGAAAGGAGGGACUGGCCCCAAGGCAAAGCCUAAUAGUGAGGUCAGUGAUGCAACUGUGGCUAACCCUGAGGAGCAAGCGCUACCUGAAGUGGCGUCAGCUGCUGAAAGCCAGACAGAGGCGGAGAGCAUGCCUGAUGAGGAGUCCAGCAUGCAGCACUCAGGGGAGGCAGCACCCGAGGCCAAGCUCAUCAAGUUUCGUGUGACGUGCAACAGGGCUGGAGACAAACACAGCUUUUCCUCUAAUGAGGCAGCCAGAGACUUUGGUGGAGCCGUGCAAGAAUUCUUCCAGUGGAAAGCUGACAUGACAAAGUUUGACAUAGAGGUGUUACUAAACAUACACAAUGAAGAGGUGGUGAUCGGCAUUGCACUCACGGAAGAGAGUCUCCACAGGAGAAACAUCAGUCACUUCGGACCCACUACUCUGCGAUCUACGUUGUGCUACGGCAUGCUCAGGCUGUGCAAACCUCAGGCAUCCGAUAUAAUACUUGAUCCAAUGUGUGGGACUGGAGCCAUACCCCUGGAGGGGGCCAUUGAAUUUAACAGUUCAUUCUACGUUGCCGGCGACAACUACGACAUGGCGGUCAACCGCACACUCAAUAACAUCUGCCACAUCCAGAAACGGAGGGCAGACAAGGGCAGUGCAUCUGGAUUGCCCAUUGACACAGUGCGAUGGGAUGUGUGCAGUUUACCCAUAAGGACCGGCUCUGUUGACAUAAUCAUCACUGACAUGCCCUUUGGGAAGAGAAUGGGCUCUAAGAAGAAGAACUGGGACCUGUACCCGUCCUGUCUGAGAGAAAUGGCCCGCGUGUGCAGACCGGGCUCGGGAAAGGCGGUCUUGUUGACGCAGGAUAAGAAAUGCUUUUCCAAGGCUAUCUCGAGGAUGGGGGGACUGUGGAGGAAGCUGCACACUGUUUGGGUCAACGUCGGGGGUUUACAUGCUGGAGUCUACCUCCUCAAGCGCACCGGGUUUGUGUUUGGCCAAACUCCGGAGGAUGUCCAUGAAUCACAAAGGACAGCUGAUACACAGGGGGACGAGAAGGACUAAUUCACAUCCUGCAUUUAAGUUCUGACUUUAGGAUUACCAUUAUUUAUAUUCACUUAAUUCCGGUUUCGUGCCAAGCAGUUUUAGCUUAUAAUUUCUGUAUUUCUCAUUUGGUUAAAUGUGAUAACUGGAAAGAGGAAAAACUGCUUUCAUGUUCAGCAGCAGUCCAAUGAUUCCCACACACUCUCUGUUUGACUGAAACCUGGUGAAUUACCGCACGCCUCAAACCCACUGUGACCACUUCUCAGAACUGCACUCUGUCAUUGGUCCUGAUUAAUAAAGAUUCAAACAAAACGUC